AUGGCUGCGUGUGUCACUCAUCCUCUAGAUCUUGUCAAGGUACGGCUACAAAUGCGAUCUGCUGAUAUGCCGAAAUCCAUGAGUGGGACUUUCGUGCAUAUUGUGAAGCACAAUGGCUUCAGUGGUCUAUACAACGGCAUCUCAGCCUCCCUGUUGCGCCAACUCACAUAUUCCACGACCCGCUUCGGUAUAUACGAGGAGUUGAAGUCAAGAUUCACAAAGGAAGGAAAACAACCCUCUUUCCCUUUGCUGGUUGCCAUGGCAUCAGCGUCGGGCUUCGUGGGAGGCAUAUCAGGCAACGCUGCAGACGUGCUCAACGUGCGUAUGCAGCACGACGCCGCGCUACCGGCUGCCGAAAGGCGCAACUACAAGCAUGCCAUUGACGGUAUGAUCCGAAUGGCGCGUGAGGAAGGACUUUCGAGCUGGUUCCGCGGUGUGUGGCCCAACAGCGUACGCGCUAUGUUUAUGACUGCCGGACAACUCGCCUCGUACGACACAUUUAAGCGCAUGCUCCUUACAAUGACCCCGAUGGGCGACAACCUGGCAACGCACUUCACCGCGUCAUUCCUGGCCGGUGUGGCUGCCGCUACCAUUACAAGCCCGGUGGAUGUCGUCAAAACCCGUGUCAUGUCGGCGAAGGCACACAGUAAUUUGCCUCAUGUGAUUGCUGAGUUGUAUGCUCAGGAUGGUUUCCGUUGGAUGUUCAAGGGCUGGGUGCCAAGUUUCCUUCGUCUCGGACCGUAA
Messenger RNA from Phaeoacremonium minimum UCRPA7, 744 nucleotides. RefSeq names its product putative mitochondrial dicarboxylate carrier protein. NCBI's taxonomy places the organism in Eukaryota, Fungi, Ascomycota, Sordariomycetes, Togniniales, Togniniaceae. Gene Ontology annotation, molecular function: succinate transmembrane transporter activity; oxaloacetate transmembrane transporter activity; antiporter activity. Gene Ontology annotation, biological process: oxaloacetate transport; thiosulfate transport; malate transmembrane transport. Bases 1 to 744 code for a protein of 247 amino acids. The record is from RefSeq and is a predicted model, not a curated record. The transcript has 3 exons.